Messenger RNA from Hyla sarda, 3478 nucleotides. It is a transcript of the gene NUMB, whose product is annotated as NUMB endocytic adaptor protein. The record is from RefSeq and is a predicted model, not a curated record. Gene Ontology annotation, molecular function: cadherin binding. Bases 281 to 2272 code for a protein of 663 amino acids. The transcript is spliced from 12 exons. NCBI's taxonomy places the organism in Eukaryota, Metazoa, Chordata, Amphibia, Anura, Hylidae.
GGGUUCGAGCGGUAGAAGGACGGGGUGAUGAACCAAUCACGUUUGUGCUUUCAGUCAGAGGCGGUGCUUUGAUUGGGUGGUGCCUGAAGCGGCUGUGAGCAGCGUUUAGCUGUUGGGUUAGGUUGUUCCCGGGCAGGUAAGGGGAGACCUGAGAGCUGGGGGGAUUUGCAGACUUGGGAGGACCAGAGCGCCGCCGCCGCCGCUUCUUCUUCUUCUCAGGGAUAAAAAGUGUGAUAUCGGCAAGAAAAAAACCAAAAAACAAAGAUUGUGAGGGCAAAAAAUGAACAAACUUCGUCAAAGUUUCAGGCGGAAGAAAGAUGUGUAUGUCCCGGAGGCCAGCCGACCCCACCAGUGGCAAACGGAUGAAGAAUCUGUGCGGACUGGAAAAUGUAGCUUUCCGGUUAAGUACCUGGGACACGUGGAGGUGGAUGAGUCUCGAGGCAUGCACAUCUGUGAAGAUGCAGUUAAAAGACUAAAAUCCGAAAGGAAAUUCUUCAAAGGCUUCUUUACAAAAAGUGGCAAGAAAGCAAUCAAGGCGGUCCUGUGGGUUUCAGCAGAUGGACUUCGAGUUGUGGACGAGAAAACAAAGGAUCUUCUGGUAGACCAAACAAUAGAAAAAGUGUCCUUCUGUGCUCCAGAUAGAAAUUUUGACCGGGCAUUUUCUUACAUAUGUCGUGAUGGAACAACAAGGAGAUGGAUCUGUCAUUGCUUUAUGGCUGUGAAAGACACGGGCGAGAGGCUGAGCCAUGCUGUUGGGUGCGCUUUCGCUGCCUGCCUGGAAAGAAAGCAGAAGCGUGAAAAGGAAUGCGGAGUCACUGCCACCUUUGAUGCCAGCAGAACCACCUUUACAAGGGAGGGCUCCUUCAGAGUAACCACUGCUACGGAACAGGCGGAGAGGGAAGAAGUUAUGAAACAGAUACAAGAUUCCAAGAAAGUUGCCGAUUUUGAACCAAAGCCUGUAAUACCCGCUGUCACCACAUCUGCCACAGUAACCUUGACAGCUCCACCAGCCCUGCCACCUUCACCAACUAUUGAACACCAAGCCUUCCAUGAGGUCAAAGAUGGAAGCAAUCCUCACAUGAUCCCACGUAGACAUGCACCUGUAGAGCAGUUGGCAAGGCAAGGCUCGUUCAGAGGAUUUCCUGCACUCAGCCAGAAGAUGUCACCUUUUAAACGGCAGCUUUCUCUAAGAAUUAAUGAAUUACCAUCCACUGUGCAGAGGAAGUCUGAUUUCCAAAUAACCAACCCAGUUCCCGAGAUGGAAGCAGAGACAGAUAGCAUCAGCGCCUUAUGUUCACAGAUUACCAACACCUUCAGUGGGCCCCCUGAGGACCCCUUCAUAUCUGCACCUAUGCCCAAGCCCACUACACCACAGUCCCCUCCAUUUGAAGUGAAUGGCACUACCUCUGCAUUCACACUGCCUGCUGCCAGGCCUGCACAAGUCUCUGUGGCUCCCACAGCAGCACCUGUUCGUGAGACCAAUCCAUGGGCAAAUGCUCCAACAGCAUCUGCCCAGCAAGUGGUUAACACUGGAGCACCACCUGUGGCCACUGUUGUUGGCUCUGAGUUUGUAUCCACGCCUACUGCGGUCCAGUCCAAUCACAAGCGGACUCCCUCAGAGGCAGAUCGAUGGCUCGAAGAAGUGUCCAAAACUGUUAAGUCUCAGCAAAGACAAUCCCCAGUUCCUGCUCCGGUCAUUCAAGCGCCGCCUCUUAUUCAGCCUGUUGUUGCUGCGGCACCAAAUCCCACUCAGCCUUACCCAACAAACACUUUUAUAGCACCACCACCUGUGCCAGUCGCCAUAGUCCCAACUAUACCACCUGCAUUUAUACCUGUGCAGCAACCUUACCCUGUAGCAAAUGGUAUGAACUACCCAGCUCCUAGUGUCCCGGUUGUUGGCAUUACACCCUCACAGAUGGUUGCUAAUGUGUUUGGAGCGGCGGGUCACCCACCGGUCUAUCAACCGAAGCCGUCACCAGGUCUGGUCAAGCAACAGACAUUCCCAACCUACGAGACUAAUAGCACCACCAGCAGUCCAUUCUUCAAACCGUCUCCUCAGCAGCAAAACGGUUCCGUGGCAUUUAACGGGUUAGACAGCAGCGGUUGGGAUUUGGGUGCCAAGCACCAACAAGGGCAGACUUCAUCAGCUGCUGUAGACCCUUUUGAAGCCCAGUGGGCAGCAUUAGAAAGCAAGUCAAAAGCUCGUGGUAACCCGUCUCCAACCAAUCCCUUCUCCAGUGACCUCCAGAAGACAUUUGAAAUAGAACUUUAAAGCCACAAUGGAUGUGGGUCUGCAGAGUGGGGACUGGUAUAAGAAUAAUUUUUCUCAUAAAUUCUCUAUAGGAUAUUUUAGAAAUGGACCAACGAGGGGGGAUGGAAGCUGCAAAGUUCACCAAAAAACAGAAAGAAAAACCUAUAUUAUAUGAAACCACAUGAAAUCAUCAGUGUUCUGCAAAUCUUUCAUUGGCUUCCCUCGCAACGCAGAUCAGAGAAGAUUCUGUACUGUGGUCAUGGGAAGAUUUAAGGAUGGACCUAUAUUCAUUGAAAGAAACAUGGCUACACACCCGGAGAUAUGACUCUCUGCAAAGCAAUGUAGUAGUGCCUGAGCUUCCAAAUUAAUAUAAGAAGAAAAUAUAUAUGUAUAUACUGUAUACAGAUCUAGGGUGUUAUAUGGCGGACGUUAUGAACCCGGUGCUGCCAGGUGCAUGGGGCCGCAGUGCACUUCUCAGCACUGAGUUGCUGCCUCCUACUGGCAGCCAAGGGAAUAAAGCCAAAAUCUUUAUUUUUAUGCAGAUAUUUUAAAUAGUUUUGGGUUAAUGGUUGUAUAAGUUUGUAAGUAAUCUUGCCAAAGGUUAAAACAAAAAAAGAGGGUUCAGUUGCUAGUAAUGUAUAUAUGAUUUGAUUUAGCUGCUAAUUCUUAUUUGAACUGGACCGCCUGUGGUUUUAUCUCCAUGCCGUACGUCGCAUUCAGAUGUAAGUAGUCAUUGCUUAAAUUGUCACGAGCAGUGAAAUAUCUCUAUAUAAAAACAAAAACAAAUUAAAGAACAGUAUUUGUGUGGCAUAAAAGCCAUCGCAACUUGUCUCAAUUUUUUUUCCCUUCUUACACAACUCAAUAUUGCCUAAUAUAAUAUAUAUAUAUAUAUAUGUAUCUAUAUAAAUGUUGUUUCCUUUGACAAACUGCUGUUUUUUUUGUUUUAUGUUUUAUAUAUUUUAUAUAUUAAUAUAUAUUUUCUCAUAUAUAUAUAUUAAUAUAUACAGUUUAGAGUUUUAAUACCACUGUUAUGCACAGUAUAUCUAUUGACUUAUACAGCUUUUUUUUUUAAUGUUCUUUGACUUUUAUUCACUAUUUCCGUGUUCCUGUUUUUGUUCAUCGCUUCUUGUAUACCUCAAUUCACAGAGAUUCAUCUUUUAUCUGUAGGUUUUGAUCUUACAGUCGUGUAUAUUUGUACCAAUUUACUUUAACAGAAUAAACAUUGGU